AUUGUAUCAUAUGUCUAUAGUAAAAUGAAAUUUCUCUUAUCGAUUGUAAUUUUAUCCAACUAGCACAAAACGUUUUGAUUUUUUUCUUCUUCUUUUUAAAACAUUCACAAAACAACACUAAUGAAGAGAAAAAUGAGAAACAAAAUUAGUGUGUUUCUAAGUAAUUGAUUGGUUUAUGAGUGAAAUUUGUGUAAUUCUAACUCAUCCAGUCAUAAACACUAGUUCAAUUUCUUAUUUUUAUGUAAUCCAUAUAUUCUCAAUAGUUAUAAGUUAACAAUUAGAUUGAGCAACGCAUUAUCUAAUUCGGUUAUAUUUUCGUUUUCAUUGCGUUGAUUGAUUAUUAGUAUACUUUAUAAUUCUACUCGAAUUAUUAUUAUUACUACUGUUAAUAAUAAUAAGAAUAAUAAUUACUGUGCUCAUACACAUUAUACAUUACACAUAGAAACUAAAAAAUUUCACCUCAGAUCAUACAGACUAUCUUGGCUGAACAUUCAACAGUAUUUAUCUUCUUUAUGUCAAAGUUGAUUUAGAGAACAGAAAUUGACAUUACUGUUAUUAUUUCGUUAUACUUGUUUAGAAGUACAUAUUUUGAUUGCUAUCUCUCUCUCUGUGUGUGUAUGAGUGUGUAAAUCUAUUCACCUAUACAUGUACCCUUACAACUUUCUAUGAGUAUAUAAAUAAACAUAUUUAUUAUAAUAUAAACAUUUAUAGUCCAUUGAAGAUGAGGAAAUUUCAAAUUUGUUUUGUUCCUCCUCUAUAAUAAUUGAAGAAAUCUACUUCAACAGCUUUCAAAAGACAACAAACAAACAAACAAAAAACUUUAUCUUUGAAUCAUUUAUUGUGUAAUUUUUCAAAACUACCAAGUUUAUCCUUUUAAUCAGAAAACAAUACACACGAAAUCUAAAACAUUAAAACAACAAUCUCUGUCAACUGAAUUAAUGCCUUUUUGGUGACCUCAAAUCAUUGAGAUUACAAUAGUCGUUUAACUUUUCUCAAUCACAACACAAUACAAUGACUAGUCAAGCUGGUAUUGAAACAGUUCAGUUGUCGGAUUAUCUCAAAAAUCUUGAAAAUGCAUGUGAAACACCAAUUUUCGGUUAUACCCAUCAAAGUUUGGAAGAUGAAAUGGCUAGACAACAGACAAUUGAAGGAUCAUCAAAAUGGAUAAGAGAAAGUGUAACUAGUUCGAAUCAUGAUAUUUUGAAUCAAAUCAGCUAUAUAACAGAACGAGUUGAAACGAAUAAAGAUUGUUUACAUUAUUUAGCUGGAAUUACAAGUAUGGAAGAUAUUUAUUCGGAUGUUACAGCAUUCAAUGCUAAACGUGCAUUAAGACUUAUCAUGGAAAAUCUUGAUAAUAAAUUUUGGAGAAGAAAAUUAUCUGGACCUAUUAAUCGAUGCUGGCAAAAUCUUGGUCGAUAUUCAGAAUUAGCAACUAUACAUCUUAAAAAUGCUGCCGAUUUUCAUCAGUUUUAUUAUGAUGCCAGACAUUUAGAAACUAAACUUUAUGACAGACAUAAGAAAUUUCUAUAUAAUCGUGGUCGAUUUGCUGAAAUGAAUCAUGAAUAUUAUACAAAUUCAUCAAAAGAACUAAGAGAUUGGUUAAGAAGCCAGUUUGAUCAUUUAAAUUAUGUGGUCAAUCGUUCAAAACAAUUAAUUGAACAAUCUAAAUCACUUGUGCCUAUUUAUCUACGAACUAAUCGUAUUAAAUCCCCUGUAAAUGGUGUAAUGUUAUGCGAUUAUGAAACGCCUAAAUUUAAACUAACCGCUGGUGAACGAAUUGUUAUAAUUGACAAUAUGGCUGGUGGUGUAGAAAAUAAACAGAAAUUCCUACUAAGAACAGGUACUAAUCAAGAGGAAGAUAUAACAUCUGAAGCAUCACACAAUAUGACAUCUGAUACAUUGGAUAUUUGUGAAACAGACAGUGACAGUCAUUCAAGAACUGAAGAAAUAGACGAUCGUUCAACUGACAGUAACUCUUAUUUACGAUAUCCGAAACCUAGAAUUACAACAAUGCCUUAUUGGAAUUUCGGUCGUGGUCAAACCAGUGGUUCUGAAAUCACAAGUAGUGAUCAAACGAGUAGUACUUUUACAGAAAAUGUCAGUCCGUUGGGACAAUCAUCGUCAAAGCUUCAUUGGCAUAUUAGAAGUAUUGAUGGGAAAGUCGAAGCAUUAGUACCAUCUGUAUGUGUGUGGAUUCCGUCACCCGAUAUGGAAGCUCAAGAGAAGGCAAUAAAACUAUAUAAAGUUAUAUUGGACAGUUGGAAUUACAUAAUAGAUGAACAAUUGAAAAUUUGUCUUCAAUUUUUCACAAUCUUAUUACAACGGUUUAUUGAAAGCGAUGGUUUAACUACAGAUGAUGAUGAAGCAUUUAAACGAUUUCUAAAUAACUUAGUAUUCUCUUUAACUGAACCACCAACAGCUGAGGCGGAAAAUUUUAAUAAGGAAUUCUUACGACUUAUUGAUGCUACACGUGAACAUUGGAAUAAAACAAAGACAUUUGGAACACGUACGUCAGAUAGCAUUCAUCUACGUCGAACAGAAAUUGCAAUAUUUCAAAGUCUGCUUGAUUGGAAUAAAGCUCAUAUGAGAACUAUAAAACAAUAUGAACAAGAAAAUAUUAUACCACUUGAUUUAUCACAAAAACUCAAUGAUCUUCAAGAGCAAAGUUUUCAUAUGAUGGAAACUGUGACACUUGUCAAUGAUUUAGCUCAGAAGGAUAAGAAAAAAUUAGAUAGUUUACUAAGUCAAUUAAGAAUAUGGAAUAAACAAACAAAAGACAAAAAUCAAUUUAAUAUUUAUUCAUUAUCAUCAAGUUCUGAUGAUGAAUGGCUGUCAAGUUCAGGUUCGGAGUAUAUAAAUUCAGAAAGUACUUAUGAAUCGGUUGAUGAAACAGAAACAUCAUAUAUCGUUCAUUCGAAACAAAUUAAACAACCACAUUUUACAAGUAGUUUAAAAUUUCCACAUAAAACGUUUAUACUGCCAGCUAUAUUCACAUAUGAUGAAGAAAUGGUGUGUAGUUGUACUACGAGUGAAGAAAUUCAAAGUUUUGGUACAGGUAGUUCUUGUACAACCGACGAUGAAAUUGAGGAUUAUCAAAAAUACCAUUUAAAACAAGAUUUUCGUACAAGAUCGGAGGACGAUUUCUUGAAAGAAAAUAAAAAUUUCGUAACUACACUUGACAAACAAAUGUUGUUAACACUUGAACGGCCAAUGGAUACAAAAGAUAAACCAAUAACAUACAAGAGUAGAAAAUACAUCGAUACAAAAGACGGUGGGCGCUAUUCAGUUGUCUAUAUCGAAGUAGCGCCAACUGAAGAAACUAAUAUACUUGAUUCCACUGAUCAAGAAAAUUUAAAACCGUCAACAAUUUCAAAAUCUACGCAAUCAGAAGAUCCUUUGAAAAAAACAAAAUUUACACGGAGAACAUGGAUAGAAAAGCAGCAUGUUGAAGAAGCAAAGAGUUUGACUAAAAUUGAAGAGUCAGCUAGAAUAAUUCAUACAAGGCCUAGCAAAGUUCAAAUCACAGAUAUAGGCAUAGAAGCACGUCCAACCUUCAGAAGCAUUGAAUGCUGUACUAGAGAUCUUAUAACCACAACUUCACAAUCAAUAACAGAAUUACGAAAACAACCACGUCAAAUUACCGAACAAGGAGAGAAUGUUCAAACACAAACAGAAAAGCAAUCUGAAGAUUUCAUCUACACAGUUAGGCAGUACGCACACGUAAAAGAGAUAACAGAAGCUCAAUUCAAUCAACUCAUUCAACAAGAAGUAGAAAAGUUGAAAUAUAAAGGCAGAGGUGACAGAGCUUGUCAAACUUAUGAAAUAAUGAAAAGCCCUGUGGGAAUAUAUAAAAUUACAUCUGAUGAUCAUAAACCACAUGAAAAAGUUCCAGAAAGUCCACGAUUAAGAGGUGAAUUUGGUUGUCAGUAUCAGCAACAAAUAAGACUUCUUGACAAACAGGAGCACUACCUUAUAGAAAGUACAUCUAAAACAACCAUGUCAGAAAUGUACGACAUCGAAACAAGUAAUGAGGAAAAAAAUAGGGCAAUGUUUGGACAGAAAACCGAAUCAAAAUUAGUAACCCAAAAUAUCGCAUUUGUAGAUCAAAGACAAAUACAUAGAAUAGUUAAAUCAGAGGAAAGUUCUUCGGAAAAAAUAGGAAAAUAUGUUGAAAAUUUCCAAAAAUACGAACAAACCGACGAAGAGAAGAAGGCAAUAUCAAGCCUAAAAAACAAAAUAUACAAAAUGAAAAUAGAAGCCAGCAUACAAACAACAAAAUUCCAAUAUGACAGUUGGACACAAACAAAAAUGGACAAAACAGAAACAACAGAAAAGAGAGAGGAAAGAAAACCUAUCAAAACACAAGAAAGCAAAGUAGAAAAUCAAUACCAAACAAGAAUUGAAGACAAGUCAAAACGAAAACAAGCCAAAGUGUGCAUCGUGGAUUCGUCGUGCGAGAUAGAUACACCAGUGCAAGCAGAAAAAAACAGAAAUGAACACAGAGGAAAACACAGAAAUGAAGACAGUGAAACCUGA
This is a messenger RNA of Schistosoma intercalatum, 4536 nucleotides long. NCBI's taxonomy places the organism in Eukaryota, Metazoa, Platyhelminthes, Trematoda, Strigeidida, Schistosomatidae. The record is from the annotation of a GenBank genome assembly.